GAGACGGUGAAGCCGGUGGCUGGUGGCCGGGCGGGACCAACAAAGAUGGCGGCAGCCCCUGCGGCGGGAGAGAUCUGGGCAACAACUGCGGCUAAAGCUGCAGCCAGGCCCGCGAGGGGGCUGCUCGGGGGCAAAACGGGGUGGCCCUGAGCUGGGGCCUGGCCCCAGCUGGCCUCCCCCGCCGCCUCACCGGGGGACAGGCAGAGGCGCCGGCGGAGCCAGCGGGGCCUGGGAGAAGGAGACUGGAGGAACAGCAUUCCCCGACCGCGGGGAAUACGCGCCGGACCCGUAGCCAAUCAGCGGCCGCGGCCUUUCUGCCCUCGAGGGGGGCGGAUCCGGGUCCAGCCUGUGGUGUCCACAAUGCCCCAGGCCUCUGAACACCGCCUGGGCCGGACCCGAGAGCCACCUCUUAGUGUGCAGCCCCGAGUGGGAUCCAAGCUACCCUUUGCCCCUCGGGCUCGCAGCAAGGAGCGCCGCACCCCAGUCCCUGGGCCAAACCCCAUGUUACGACCUCUGCCUCCCCGGCCAGGCCCUCCAGAUGAACGACUCAAGAAACUGGAGCUGGGACGGGGACGGACCUCAGGCUCUCGGCCCAGAGGGCCCCUGCGGGCUGAUCAUGGGGUUCCCCUGCCUGGCUCACCUCCCCCAACUGUGGCUCUGCCUCUGCCAUCCCGGACCAACUUAACACGUUCCAAGUCUGUGAGCAGUGGGGACUUGCGUCCGAUGGGGAUUGCCUUAGGAGGGCACCGUGGUGCCAGUGAGCUGGGGGCUGCCCUGAGCCGCUUGGCACUGCGGCCAGAGCCUCCUACUUUGAGACGCAGCACCUCCCUCCGCCGCCUCGGGGGCUUCCCCGGCCCCCCAACCCUGCUCAGCAUUCGGACAGAGACCCCUCCUUCCCACGGCUCCUUCCACGUGCUGUCUGCCCGGCCCUCAGAGCCUUUCUACUCCAAUGACAAGAUGGCUCAUCACACGCUGCUUCUGGGCUCUGGGCACGUAGGCCUGCGAAACCUGGGCAACACGUGCUUCCUGAACGCCGUGCUACAGUGUUUGAGCAGCACCCGGCCUCUUCGGGACUUCUGUCUGCGGAGGGACUUCCGGCAAGAGGUGCCUGGAGGGGGCCGAGCCCAAGAGCUCACUGAAGCCUUUGCAGAUGUGAUUGGUGCCCUCUGGCACCCUGACUCCUGCGAAGCUGUGAACCCUACUCGAUUCCGAGCCGUCUUCCAGAAAUACGUUCCCUCCUUCUCUGGAUACAGCCAGCAGGAUGCCCAAGAGUUCCUGAAGCUCCUCAUGGAGCGGCUGCACCUUGAAAUCAACCGCCGAGGCCGCCGGACUCCUGCGAUCCUGGCCAGCGGGCCCACUCCCUCUCCACCCUGCCGAGGAGGGGCUCUGCUAGGGGAACCUGAGCUAAGUGAUGAUGACCGAGCCAACCUAAUGUGGAAACGUUACCUGGAGCGAGAAGACAGCAAGAUUGUGGAUCUGUUUGUGGGCCAGCUGAAAAGUUGUCUCAAGUGCCAGGCCUGUGGGUAUCGCUCCACGACCUUCGAGGUUUUUUGUGACCUGUCCCUGCCCAUCCCCAAGAAAGGAUUUGCUGGGGGCAAGGUGUCUCUACGGGAUUGUUUCAGCCUUUUCACCAAGGAGGAAGAGCUGGAGCUGGAGAAUGCCCCAGUGUGUGACCGGUGUCGGCAGAAAACCCGGAGUACCAAAAAGUUGACAGUACAAAGGUUCCCCCGAAUCCUCGUGCUCCAUAUCCUAACCGGCUUAGAUCUCAAUCGGUUUUCCACCUCCCGAGGCUCCAUCAAGAAAAGUUCCGUCGGUGUCGACUUCCCACUGCAGCGACUGAGCCUGGGAGACUUCGCCAGUGACAAGGCCGGAAGCCCUGUGUACCAGCUGUAUGCCCUUUGCAACCACUCGGGCAGCGUCCACUAUGGCCACUACACAGCCCUGUGCCGGUGCCAGACUGGUUGGCACGUCUACAAUGAUUCUCGUGUCUCCCCUGUCAGUGAAAACCAGGUGGCCUCCAGUGAGGGCUACGUGCUGUUCUACCAGCUGAUGCAGGAGCCGCCCCGGUGCCUGUGACUGCCCCUUCAAGCCCUGGCACCUGUGAAACCCUUUCAACACCCUUAAGCCCUAGGCACCCCAUUUACCUCAGAGACGUCUAUUUUUGUGUCUUUUUAAUCAGGGAGGGGGGAGGGGGUGGUUGUAGCUCCUGUUAUUUUUUUUAUUAAAAGUACCCUUUCUCCCUGGAGGCUCCCUUGUCUCCCAGCCCCCUGUACAGAGCUCACCAGGCCCCUAGCCCGUGUACAGCCCCCAGACCCUCUGCAAUCUCACUUUUUGUGAAUAAAUUUAUUAAGAAAAAGU
Molecule: messenger RNA, 2358 nt
Organism: Ochotona princeps (American pika)
Lineage: Eukaryota; Metazoa; Chordata; Mammalia; Lagomorpha; Ochotonidae
Gene: USP21
Product: ubiquitin specific peptidase 21
Exons: 14
Coding region: 361-2076 (571 amino acids)
Biological process (GO): protein deubiquitination
Cellular component (GO): cytoplasm
Molecular function (GO): cysteine-type deubiquitinase activity
Source: RefSeq, a predicted model, not a curated record